This is a messenger RNA of Protopolystoma xenopodis, 396 nucleotides long. The record is from the annotation of a GenBank genome assembly. NCBI's taxonomy places the organism in Eukaryota, Metazoa, Platyhelminthes, Monogenea, Polystomatidea, Polystomatidae.
AUGGAGAGUGGGAUGGGGAGUGGGAUGGGGAUGGGAAAGGGGGAGGAGGGAUGGGGUAGGGAAAGGGGAUCCGGCCACUUGUCCGGCGUCGCUGUUGAGCUGACGAGAGAGCCGAGCGGGCCCAUUGAAACAGCCCCGGAUCGGGGACCGUUUCAGCCGGACAGUCGACUUGUAUCCUCCGAAAGUGUCUCGCGAGAGGAGCAAACAGACAUGACAAACGGGGCAACCGGGACAAACGAGACAAACGAGGCGUACAGACAUUCUCGUGUCGGCAUGGUCACAACAGACCGACAAAACCCACUCGGACAUGGCAUCGUUCCUGCGAGGGCCGGUGCAAAACAUGCAGACUGUCAGUGCCGACCUGUCGCUUGGGCGACUGGGGGCGGGAGCAUUUGA